CGGCGGAGCGGCGCCGCCCCUCGCUGCAUCUCCCCAGCAGCCCUCGGCGGCCGCGCUGGGCAUGCUCAGUCGGCUGGGCCGCUUCAGCUCUCCGAGUAGGAAGCUAGGGCGCUCCGGCCGCAGGGAGCCGCGGCGGGGGGAAAAUGGAGCCCUUCACCAGUGACCGGCUUCCGCUCCCCAGGAAUAUGAUUGAAAACAGCAUGUUUGAGGAAGAACCAGAUGUGGUAGAUUUGGCCAAAGAGCCUUGUUUACAUCCUUUAGAGCCUGACGAGGUGGAAUAUGAGCCCCGGGGCUCUCGGCUGCUGGUGCGGGGCCUGGGCGAGCACGACUUGGAGGAGGACGAGGAGGACUGCGAGUCGUCGGCGAAGCUGCUGGGCAUGUCCUUCAUGAACAGGAGCUCGGGCCUGCGGGCCAGCGGCGCCGGCUACAGGCAGAGCCCCGACGGGGCCUGUUCGUUUCCCUCCCUAAGGACCGUGGCCGUCUGUGCUUUUGUCAUUCUGCUUGCCAUUUCUGUAAUAAUGGUAAUUUAUCUACUGCCCAGAUGUACUUUUACCAAAGAAGGCUGCCAUAAGAAAAACCAAUCAAUGGGACUAAUUCAGCCGAUUGCAACAAAUGGGAAGCUGUUUCCAUGGACACAAGUCAGGCUUCCCACUGCCGUUAUGCCACUGCACUAUGAACUUAACCUACACCCAAACCUAACCUCAAUGACAUUCGAGGGUUCUGUGGUGAUUUCGCUUCAGGCUCUUCAGGCCACGUGGAAUAUCAUUCUUCACAGCACGGGCCAUAAUAUUUCAAGAGUGACCUUUAUGUCAGCAGUUUCAAGCCAAGAGAAACAAGUUGAGGUCCUGGAAUAUCCAUUUCAUGAACAAAUCGCCAUUGUCGCCCCUGAAACCCUUCUUGAGGGGCAGAAUUAUACCUUGAAGAUAGAGUACUCGGCAAAUAUAUCUAGUUCUUAUUAUGGGUUUUAUGGUAUCACCUACACAGAUGAAAGUCAUAAGAAAAAGUACUUUGCAGCAACUCAGUUUGAACCCCUGGCUGCAAGAUCUGCUUUUCCUUGUUUUGAUGAACCAGCAUUUAAAGCCGCAUUUACCAUCAAGAUCAUAAGAGAGGAGCAAUACACUACUUUAUCAAAUAUGCCUAAGAAGUCAUCAGUCAUUGUGAAAGAUGGACUUGUUCAGGAUGAAUUUUUCGAAAGUGUGAAGAUGAGCACUUACCUGGUUGCUUUCAUUGUGGGGGAGAUGAAGAAUCUGAGUCGGGAAAUAAAUGGAACCCUGGUUUCCAUAUAUUCUGUACCAGAAAAGAUUGAUCAAGUUUAUCAUGCCUUGGAAACAACUGUGAAGCUUCUUGAAUUUUACCAAAACUACUUUGAAAUUCAAUACCCACUUAAGAAAUUGGAUUUGGUGGCUAUUCCUGACUUUGAAGCAGGAGCAAUGGAAAAUUGGGGUUUGCUCACCUUCCGAGAAGAGACACUUCUCUAUGACAAUAAUACUUCUUCAGACGCGGAUAGAAAACUGGUUACUAAAGUCAUUGCUCAUGAACUGGCCCAUCAGUGGUUUGGUAAUCUGGUAACGAUGCAGUGGUGGAACGAUUUAUGGCUAAAUGAAGGUUUGGCUACUUUCAUGGAGUAUUUCUCUUUGGAAAAAAUAUUUAAAGAACUGUCCAGUUAUGAAGAUUUCUUAGAUGCUCGAUUUAAAACCAUGAAGAAAGAUUCCUUGAAUUCAUCUCAUCCAAUAUCAUCAUCUGUUCAGUCUUCAGAACAGAUUGAAGAAAUGUUUGAUGCUCUUUCCUAUUUUAAGGGAGCUUCUCUCUUGUUGAUGCUGAAGACUUACCUUGGUAACGAUGUAUUUCAGCGUGCUCUUGUUCUUUACCUGCAUGAUCAUAGCUAUGCAUCCAUUCAAAGUGAUGAUCUGUGGGAUAGUUUUAAUGAGGUCACAAACAAAACACUAGAUAUAAAGAAAAUGAUGAAAACCUGGACCCUGCAGAAAGGGUUUCCUUUAGUGACUGUUCAAAGAAAAGGAAAGGAGCUUCAUGUACAACAAGAAAGAUUCUUUUUAAAUAUGAAGCCUGAAAUUCAGCCUUCAGAUGCAAGCUAUCUAUGGCAUAUUCCACUAUCCUUUGUUACUGAGGGAAGAAAUUCUUCAAAACAUCAAUUGGUAUCAUUUCUGGACAAGAAAUCAGAUGUCAUCAAUCUUACAGAAGAAGUGCAGUGGAUCAAAGUCAAUACAGACAUGACUGGCUAUUAUAUCGUACAUUAUGCAGAUGAUGACUGGGACGCACUAAUCAAACAGUUGAAAAUAAAUCCUUAUGUGCUGAGUGACAAAGACCGAGCCAACCUCAUCAAUAACAUCUUUGAACUUGCAGGCCUAGGCAAAGUGCCUCUUCAGAGGGCCUUUGAUUUGAUUGAUUAUCUUGGAAAUGAGACCUACACGGCACCUAUCACUGAAGCCCUGUUCCAGACAGGCCUCAUCUAUAACCUCCUUGAAAAGCUAGGAUACAUGGAUUUGGCCUCAAGACUGGUGACCAGAGUAUUUAAAUUGCUUCAAAGCCAAAUUCAACACCAAAAUUGGACUGAUGAGGGCACCCCAUCUGCUCGAGAGCUGCGGUCAGCCUUGCUAGAAUUUGCUUGCACCCACAGCCUGGAGAACUGCAGUUCUACUGCCAUGAAGCUAUUUGACGAUUGGGUGGCAUCCAAUGGAACUCUUAGCCUACCUACUGAUGUCAUGACUGCUGUGUUCAAAGUUGGAGCGAGAACUGAGAGGGGCUGGUUGUCCCUCCUAAGCAAGUACACCUCUGUAGGCUCUGAAGCAGAGAAGAAUAAAAUACUUGAAGCUCUUGCCAGCUCAGAGGAUGUACGGAAGCUUUACUGGUUAAUGAAAACUAGCCUCAGUGGAGAUAUCAUCCGAACACAAAAGCUGUCAUUUGUCAUUAGAACAGUGGGCCAGCAUUUUCCUGGACACUUAUUGGCGUGGGAUUUUGUCAAAGAGAACUGGAAUAAGCUUGUACAGAAGUUCCAUCUGGGUUCCUAUACCAUACAGAGUAUUGUUGCUGGAUCAACUCACCUGUUUUCAACAAAGGCACACUUGUCGGAGGUUCAGGCAUUCUUUGAAAAUCAGUCAGAGGCAACCUUCCGGCUUCGUUGUGUCCAGGAGGCUUUGGAAGUCAUUCAGUUGAAUAUCCAGUGGAUGGAGAAGAACCUGAAAACUCUGGCAGGGUGGCUGUAGCAUGCACAACUGCACCUCAUUUCGUCACCCACUCAGAGAGCUUGUUAACUUGGGCUCCGCUUGUUAACUUUUGCAAAAGCCAAGGUGAAGCCAAGGAUAGCUGCUGAGUUGUUUGCAUUCCUGGAAGUUCUAGUUAGCUCAGGGCCCGUCUGUAUUUUUCAUCGGUCUUUCCUGAAAUGUCUUUGGGCAGUACAUAGUUAUUUAUUACAAAUUUCACCUAUAUGGCAACCAUCUACAAAAACAAUAAGUAAUUUUUCUACUUUGAAAAUGCCCAAAUGGGGAAUAAAAUCUGUUUUGGAAUUCUGUUCUGUUUCUCAGUAUCGGUAAAGUACUGACCCAGUGAAACAAGGAAAGAUCUUCCAGGGGAGCCACCAUCUGUGCAGGCUGCUGGUUUGUGAGCCAUGUGUUGCUUCUUGUUGGUAGAUGUUAUUGAAUGUGGUAGCAGCUUAAAAAAAGUAUGGCAGUGAAGUCGAUGAAGCAUGAGACUUAGAGAGCUGAUCUCAGGUGUGCAGAUCUACUUUGAUUUGGGGUUUUGAUUAAUCCUUUAUUUCCUGGGAAAAUUUUAAAUAAGAUCUAUAACUAUUUUCUCUGCAGAGUAGCCAGGUGCUAUAGAAUUUUUAAAUUUUUGUUAUAUUGAAAAGCUAAAUAACAAGGCCAAAAGAUUACAUUUUCCCAAUAUUUAACAUUUUCUUUUUCAUCUUUUAGGAAAAUGUUUCAAACCAAAAUAGCUUUAAUUGUAAUUAUUUUAUUCUUAAGUUUCAGUAUUCUCCAAAUCAGCGCACCUUUCUCACUCCCUGCCAUAUAUAUACCUUAUGUUAUAAAUAAGUAUUUCCAAAGUUGUGGCAAACAUUUUGUUAGUACUGGAGUCUUUUAUCACUAUUCCUAAAAAUAAAGGUUGUUUUAGAUGCCUUUUGGCAUGAUAGAUUAUUUACACUUUCUCUCUGAAUCAUACCCAUAGGUGGAUUUUCAUUUUAUAUGAUAGAGUAGCACAUUAGAAACAUUUUAAAGUAGGGCCUUUGAGAAAUUGAACAUUUUUAUUUGAAGUUCACCAUAGUACCUUAAAGGAAUGAGAGCAUGUGAGAGGGGUUAACUUGAUUCAGGUUGAAUAUGGUGGGCUUUGAAUUUUUUCUACUGUUAAAUACAGUACUUUUCUUUAGUUGAAAAUUCAUAGUUUUAUUUUACCAUGGCCAAACUAACAGAUUAAAAGGAAUGUCCAAAGAAGAAAGAAACAAAGAAAAAUGAGGGAGAAAUCCAAAACUGUAUGGCAUUUUUACUCCUUCUAAAGGAGAAAUACUGUACUUGAAUUUUUUGAGCUCUGCAGACUUAUACCUAGAGUAUUGUGUUUCUUUGAUUCUUAGGAGAAAAACUUUCUUCCUAAUAAUUCUUGUACUUUACAUUUUGUUUGAAACAUCUUCUUUGUACAAAAAGGGUAAUUGCCCAUUUGCAAGCACUUAAAACACUCCACAGAAUCAGACAAUGGCAAAGGUCACCUUUUUUUAUUCAGCAAGUAUAAAAUGAAAAUAUGUCGGAUUGUGUAUAAAAUUAUAUUUUAUUUUAUGAAAAUAUUUUUAUAUAACAAUUUAAAAGGCUGGCAAGCUGAAAGAUAGCCUUCUUUACUCCUAGUGUGUUUUCACCCAAUUUAGUCUUUUCUAAACAUUUAUCUCUCUGUUUUAGAGUAGAAAACAUUAUAUCCUGAGAAUCACAGCAUCAUUUAAAGAUGUCUUAUUGAAACUGGGGUAAUUGUAGGUCUUUAUUCCUUUUGUGCUUCAGUAAAUGAAUGAUAAUUUAGUUGAUAAUGAAAGUGAGUUUUUAUAUUUUUAGAGUAGGGAAAAAAUACUAAACUUUUGAGGGGUUUUUGUUGCUGUUGUUUUUAAUCAUGCUAUAUUACAAAAUCCCACUUUGAUACAGAAUUUAAAUUUUGCUACUUCUCAAAAUCAGUUAAGAUGCUUCAGUUUUACCUACCCAUCUUCACAUUGCUCCUGUAACGUGUGUUAACUAUGCGUAUGGCAAAUUUUGUCCUGGAUUAUAUAAUUUUUCCUGUGAGUGUGUGGUGUCAGGGGGAGUUAUUAUUAUAAGUAAAACUUUAUCAAAACUUCAACUAAAAAAGAGGUAACUCAUAAUCCAUUGUUAUCUUUGUACUCAAAAGCCAUUCAUUCCCGUGAAACCGGAUCCACAAUAUUUGUACUUGUAUUUGUGGGCUUUGCCUCAGAUUAUUUGCAGUUUGAGUAGGCCUUACCUCACAUUUUCCCUCAGAAUUCCAUAAUUUCCAAUGAUAUGUGAACCCAUCUAUAUGAGACAUCUGAAACUAACCUGUCGGGAACAUAAGGUUAAUAGGUAAAACAUGUGGUAUAAUAUGUGUAAUUGUAGCUUUUGAAGUUUUCCCCAAAAAACUUUAUUUUAGCCACUAUAUUUCUGAGAACACAAAUAGAUCGAAGCACAGCAGUCACAGUAUGCUUUUUAUAUAAGCACAUAAGUCCAUGAUACGAUUAAAUACUUGUUUGACAAGUAUUAUAUGCAUUGUAGAUGGACAGUCUACAAAUUGAAAAGACAUACCUAGAUUCUUAGGAAAGGUAGAAUGGGAAAUCCAAAAUUGUGGGAACACAACACUUAUGUUUUGGAGAUUUGAAAAGCUAUGAAAGUAGAAAUCUAAGGAGUCCAGUUCUGUAAUAUCAAGUGAUUGGAUAUAUUAAACUGCAAGGAGUGUCGGCCUCCGCCAUAAGCCUGCACCUUCCUCCAUCUUGCUGAUUAUAUAAAUCUCUUUAAGUGAAAUUGUUUUCUUUGCCAUUGUUUCAGUGUUCAUCAACUUUCUAUCACAGGUUCCACUUAACUCUUAAUAUUCUUUGCCACUCAUGUUUUCAUUUUAUUGUACUUAAACAUUGUAGGAACAAAAGAGCUGGCAGAAGAGCUCUGGGUACAUAGAGGAUGCUGAGCUGCAUCAGUCUUACUGGGUACAGAAUAGAAUCCUUUCUGAAUAUUGGACAGUAAAAAAUGAAAGUUAAGUAAGUGCUGAGUUUGUUGAAUUACUGAUAGCCUGUUACUGACUUGGAUUUUUAAAAAUUCUACUCAGACUAAAGCACCUGGCACCAUAAUCAGUAGUCAGAUUGCUGCCCCAUCAUAUAAUCCCUGUGCAUUUUGUGGGGCUGCAGGGAAGGCGUACGCACCUCAGGAGAUGUGUCAUCACCAAGCAUAGUAGUUCCUGGGCUAAGUCUGCAGGAUGAAACCUGAAUUCCCUAGGUAGGAGGUAGCUCUUCUCCCCUUUGCCUGUGUUUUUAGUGUUUUUAUUGGAAUUAACUCUCUUUUUAAAGAGCUUCCCCAACCCCCAUUUGUAUUUUUAAAAAUAAUGUACAUAAUUUUGCUGGAUUUUUUUGCAUUUUUACUUUGUGCUUCAUUCUUUGCAUUGGCAAGUAAGUGCCAAAUGAAAAGUGGAGGUCCAAAAGUAUGAUAAAUCUCCUCUUCUCCCUUUCCCUUAUUGCCGGCAUGGGCAAUAGCUAGUAGAAUAGUUGACUGAUUUCUUUCAGUGGCUUUUUGGAAGUAUAUACUUUAAAAAUGUACAUAUGUGUUUUUAUAUUUCAUUUUGUAUAUUUUGUCCUGAUGAAAAGUGGAAUAGUAUCCAUGAAAAUCUCUUCUGUCUUCCUGUAUUGUCUGUGUGGGCAACAGCUAUAGAGUAGUUUUUUUAAAUUUUCUGUUUUGGAAGAAGGUGGUGAUACUGGGAAGAGAGCAGCAUAUGUUCUUUUAAAAAUGUGUACAAAUGUUUUUGCUGCUGUUUUGUGGGUGUUGUUUCAUUUUGUAUUUCAUUGAUCCUUCUCAUGGAUAUGUAGCUAUCUAAUGAAGUGUGGAGAUCCAGAAGUAUGACAGAUGUCCCAUGCACCCCUCCCCUAUUGCCUGCAUGGACAAUAACUAAUAGAGUUGUUGGUGCUGUUGUUUUGAUCUAGUCUUAGGGGUAGGGGGAGAUCUGUAUCAUUCUUUCAAAUGUAUAUAAAUUUUAUGCUACUUAUUUAUAUUUCAUUUUAUAUGUGUUCUUUUGCAUGGAUGCAUAUGUACUUAAUGAAAAUUGAAGUUCACAGAAUGACAGAUUUCCUCUUUUCCUUUUGCUUCUUUGGACACUAGAGUAGUUUGUUUUGUUCUAUAGUGUAGGAGAGAAUGGGGUAUGUACCUAAUGUAUAUAAAUAAAUUUGCUACUACUUUGUAUUAUUAAUUCAUUUUGUACAAAGUCCUUCUCAUAGGAUGUUUAAGUACCUAAUGAGAUGUGGAGGUCCGGAUGUAUGACAAUCUCCUCUGGUCCCCUUCCCUCAUUGCCUGUGUGGGCAAUGGCUAGUAUGUAGUUGUUGGAGUGGGUUUUGGGGGGCAUGGAAAGGCAGGCAGGGAUGUGUACUUACUAUAUAUAUCUACUUUUACUACUGUGUUGUAUUAUUUCAUUAGGUGCCCAGACUGGAAGGUACCUAAUGACCCAUGGAAGUCCGGAUGUAUAACAGUCUCCUCUUCUCCCCUCCCCAUGUUGCCUGUGUGGGCAAUGGCUAUUAGAGAACUUGGCUAGUUUCAGGGUUCUUUUGUGGAUCUAGGGGUAAAUACUUUCUACUUUCUUGUUAUAGUUUUCAGUGGGCACCAGUCCUUCACUUGGACACGUAGGCUCCUAAUGAACCAUGGAACUCUGGAUAUAUAGCAAUCUCCUAUUGUCUCUUUCCCUUUUUAUCUCUGUAGACAGUAAUUUUAAAGAAGUUUGGGGUUUUUUUAAGUUUGGGGGAUUGGGAAGGGACUAAGGGCUGGAUAUAUCCUUUUUAAAACUAUAUAUACAGUGUGUGUUACUAUGUUGUGUUACUGCAUUCUGUACCCCGUCCCUUACUUGGACGCGUAGGUACCUAAUGAGAUGUGGAGGUCCGGAUGUAUGAAAAUGUCCUCUUUUCCCCUUUCCUUAUUGCCUUUGUGGGCAAUAGUUUUAGAGUAGUCUAGAUUAUUUUUUUACUCUACCACUCCCUCCCUGGGAGGGUGGUAAUAUGUACUUUAAAAAAUGUAUAUAAAUGUUUUUGCUUUUUUUGUUAUUUUGUACCUAGACCUUCCAUAGUCCCUUAGGCACAUGAUGAAAAUUAAGAUUCAUUCUAUGAAAAAAAUCUCUUCUCCCCUUCCCUAUUGCCUGUGCAGGCAGUGACUAGUGGCAUAGUUGUUGAGAGGUUUUGGGGUUUUUGGUUUUUUCUUCAGCAAGGUUAAUGGGGGAUUUCUGGGCUUGCAUUUUUAAAAAAUAUAUAUAAAUGUUUGCUGCCUUUUUUGUUUUUUCACUCCAAAUCUGUUUUUCUGUUUGGAUUUGUAGAUAUCAGAUGUAAUGCAGAGGCACAGAUCCAGAGGUGUGGUCAGUCUUUUCUCCCUUCCACUAUAGCCUGUCUUCAAGGGCAGUAAUAUGAGAAUACUGUAGGGCUUAGGGUCUUUUUGUUUGUUUCUUGAGUUUUUAACGGGGAAUUGGCUUGUUAGGCAAGAUAUGUAGUUUUUAAACUGUAUAUAAAUGUUUUGCCUAUUUUUGUUCACUUCAUUUUGAAUCUAGUUCUUUAUAUGACUAUUUAGGUACUUAAUGAAAGUUGAGAUUGAUUCUAUGAAAUAUCUCCCCUAUGCCCCUUCUCUCAUUCCCUGGUGGGCAAUGGUAGAAGAAUAGAUGUUUGGUUGCUUUUUUUGGAGGGGUAGGAGGAUGGGGGAGGUGUGUGUGUGUAUUUUUAAUGUAUAUAAAUGUUUGCUACAUUUGUGUAUUAUUUCAUUUAGUACUCAGUCCUUUGCCGGGACUUGUCCAUACAUAAUGAAACAUGGAGGUCCAGACCUAUGAUAAAGCUCCUCUGUUCCCCUUCCCCCACUGCCAGCACAGGAAUAGUUUUACAAUUUGGGUUGUUUUUUAGGGGGAGGGAUUAUUUGGGUGGGUAGGGUUGGGGGAAAGGACAGGGUGUGAACAUUUAUACACACACACACACACAUAAAUGUACAUGUUAUUGAUUUGGUACCUAGUCCUUUGAAUGGAUGUAUAGGUACCAAAUGAAAAUUGAGGAUCAGUGUAUGACAGAUCUCCCCUCUCCCUGGCCCCUUAUUGCCUUUGUAGGCAAUAGUGACUAGAAUAGUUGUAUGCUGUUUACUGACUUAUUUGUUUUAGUGGGAUGUUUAUUUCUAGCAGGGAAAUAUUUUUAAUACAUAUAAAUAUGUUUUCAGUUCUUUGUUAUUCCAUUUGUAUUCAGUCUUUUGCAUGGCUAUGUAGGGACCUAAUUAAAAUUGAGUUUCAUAAAUUGACAGAUCAUUUCCUCCUUUCCUGCUUAUUUCCUCGUUUAGCUGUAGCUAGAGUAGUUGCUGUUUUGUGGUGAGUUUGUUUUCUUCUCUAUGCCUUUAAAGAUGUAAAUAUACACACACAUAAUUUGCUUUUUAAAAUAUUUUUCCUUUACUACUUAGUCCCUUGAAGAGCUCUGAAUUACCUAACAAAAAUAAAGUUCCACCAACUCCCUGCCAUCUGACUUGAAGGUGUUGCAUUGUGGUGAUAUGUCACUAAUAGCAGCAGGCAUGUAGCCAGUAAGAUGGGAGAAGACACUUGGGCGUGGCUGAGCUGUGAAAGCUAAUUGGAUCCCGCCCUUCCUCUGUUGAUUCAAACUGAAUGAAAUGGUGGGAAGGGACCUGUACUUUGGAAAUUUCGGAAAGGCAAGAGAACAGUACUAGGUAAAAGUAUGUUUAAAUUUAUUGUUGAUUAACCUUUCAGUGACUGGUAAGCCAAUAAAAGCCCCUUGAGAGUAGCUACUUUCGAGGACUGGAAUUCUGAUUCUCUGUAGAAGCCUGCUGCAGUUCCAUCAGUAGCAUAUUCCUGUGUACCCAGUAAAAAUUAGUUUCAUUUUUGUAAUGAAACUUCUGAGUUAUUGCCAUGGUUCUAGUGAUUGACAAAAUGGCCCCAAAAACAUCCAAAAAAAUUGGAGGGACAACCCUUGUACCUUUCAACCCCGACAUGUAUACAGUGGGGCAAGCUGGUCCUUUCCUACCCAGAGCUCUUCUGUGUGGUAUCUGCCUCCUCAGUCCUCCAUUAGCUGGACCAUUCUUGUUCUUUUUUCCUUUUUUCUUCAGUGCCUGCACCAUUAGAUUUAUCUUCAAGUGCACUAAAAAGUAUAAGCCAGUGUUGCCUCAUUAGCUGAAUGUUUUUGCAUGCGUUUCAUACACCCAGACCUGUAUGUUCACCUUCAGCAUCCUGAAAUCAUACAUCACAUUGACGCUUCAUCCACCUCAUAAUAAAUAUUAUGACUCCAUAUUUGUCUGUAUCAAAGAAAAUGCACGUGUAAAUCCAUCCCCCUGUCCCUCUCUUCCUCCCUUCCUUCCUUCCUUCCUUUCAGCUUCUGAGCAUCAUUGGUUUGUUGUGCAAUUUAUAAUUAAUAUAAUGCUGAAGAUUUGCCAUAUUAUUACUUUUUUUAGAAGCAUUGAGUGAUAGGACUCUUGGAAAAUUUGCAGAGAUGUUAUUUACCAUAUCAAACUCUCAGGUUCUACUGCUGAAAAAUUAGCCUAUACUUUGCUGUUACUUAUACCUGCUGCUGUAGAAAAAAUAAAAGUUUAUUCAUGACACAUUUAACUUUGAUCAUAAAUAAAAGAGAAGGGGGCAUCUUUUUAGAGUUAGUCAUGGUAGUCAGUGAUAUUUCUGAACAGUUUUUAAUUUAAAAUACUUCAAAGAAAGUAAAGGUCAUGGCUUAGCUGACUAAAAUGCUCCAGAAAUUGAACUGAAUAGACCAUCAGUACAAUGACAUACCCAUGUGUGCGUGCGUGUGUAUCAAACGAGAAUUAAAUUCUAAUUGGAGCAUUUGCAUUAAUCAACAAAACUCACAUUGAGACAAAACUUAACACUUGGCUUAGACUCAAGCCAAGCGUUCCACAUCGCUGUGAAGAAUAGUCUCUUUCAAACAUGUUGAAAAGUAGUUACUUGGAAACUUGUAAAGGUAUUACAUUUUUGUAUUUAAACACCUAUGGAGAUCUCCAAUUCUUGAAUCUGAGCUUGUGGGUGGAAUUCUAAAUUUAUAUCAUCUGUCUUUUGUGGAAAAUUUUGAAAAUAGUAUGUGUAUAUAUAUAAAGCAUUAUAUAUGCAAAUUGUGUUGUAUCACUUGUAAAGGGAAAAAGCUUAUUUUUCUUUAUACUUCUGAUAACUUGUUUUGCAUAUGACCAGCACUGACUGAAAGGCAUGUGUAACUGCAAACACUGUUGCUUUUUUUGUGAAAUGACAAUAAAAAUAUUUAAAUAUAAAUAUCA
This is a messenger RNA of Miniopterus natalensis, 11453 nucleotides long. RefSeq names its product leucyl and cystinyl aminopeptidase (gene LNPEP). The record is from RefSeq and is a predicted model, not a curated record. Gene Ontology annotation, biological process: regulation of blood pressure; peptide catabolic process; proteolysis. Gene Ontology annotation, cellular component: plasma membrane; cytoplasm. Gene Ontology annotation, molecular function: zinc ion binding; metalloaminopeptidase activity; peptide binding. NCBI's taxonomy places the organism in Eukaryota, Metazoa, Chordata, Mammalia, Chiroptera, Miniopteridae.